Messenger RNA from Suillus subalutaceus, 1461 nucleotides. RefSeq lists its product as uncharacterized. The record is from RefSeq and is a predicted model, not a curated record. NCBI's taxonomy places the organism in Eukaryota, Fungi, Basidiomycota, Agaricomycetes, Boletales, Suillaceae. The annotation marks the transcript as partial. The transcript is spliced from 8 exons.
AUUUCGGUUGUAGUUCGAUGCCGAGGAAUCAUAAGUAAGGACGUUCGUGCCAACUUCCUCGUCAUGAUGAACUAUAUGACGCUCGUCUGCAAGUGCCAAAGCAUACGCCUCAAGACUGGUCUACGCUUGAAAGCAAUAUAUGACCAGGAAAUCAAGCUUUACGGUUCCACAGGAAAGAUCUCUUAUCGAACCUUUGCAGAUUGGCACGCUAUUGGCAGCAAAUUUAUUGCACUCGCCAGUGGCGGUUCCAUUUACAUACUUGUGCUCAUUGCAGGCUUAGGGCUCAGGGUCUCUAUCGCUUCCAUGGUAGGCACUACGCACUUGAAUAUAGCUGACUUCCUGCGAUCGCCUCCUAAAGAUUCUCUCCAAAGAGAUCUCAUUACAGGAUACAUCGUUCCGACUAUCGCACGCAUGCGUCUCGUGUACCCUCUUAGCAUGGCCUCAAUGUUUCCUCUCGCGCUGAUUCAAAGAUUUGUCGUGUCGAAAUCAGUCGACUGUACAGACCUUUCAGCAUCUGAUCGGUUCUUUGACGCCAUCAUACAAAAUGCGUUUGUACCUCUCUCAAGAAACGCACAUGUUUGGAGACCGUGCGUUGUACCUGUACCAGACAAAUCUAACAGAGUUCCGGUACAGAGCUUGAAUUACGACGUAUUCUACGGUUCAAGUCGCCCUUACAGCCCACCACUUUCUGACGUUGAAGAGGAUGAGACGGAGCAUAUCAUUAUCAAGACUGCGUACGAUCCGCUUGCAUCGGAGAACAAGAGCUUCAAGGCACCAAGAAACAAGGCAGACAACGAUACCUGGAGUGCUGAUGAAAGGUUGCGAGCUGAGCGGGGUGAGAGGGUAAGAAGCAUUGACAGUUUGCAGGCGAAGCUUGCGAAUUUGUAUCCAAAGGGUGUUAAGAGAUCGCAGGACACAUACUUAAGAAUCCCUAUGGAAAUUAUACCGAAUCAUCACUUGGAGCUGCGUUGCAAAGACGGUUCGCUGAUGGCAUUUGUGUCAACGGCACUACCGAACCACAUCCGUUCCGUGCUCGAGGUGAAUCUCUUGUCUGCGCUGGAAAGGCCUGAGUUGCUGGAAGAGGUAGAUAGUGCAUUGCCUGGGUGUAAAAACUUUCAGGCGAUGCACUUGUCUUGGUAUAAUAGGCAUUGUACCUCGGGUAAUGAGGCCCCCAAGGAGGUUCAACCGUGGCUUCUAGAGAAAGAAGGCAUGCGUACUAACUACCAGCAGGUGAUUCCGUACAUAUCAAAAGAUCUGCGUGAACACAAACACAUCUACUCUACAAUCUCCCGUGUAUAUGCGGAGCUCUUUGAAUGGGUUAGAAAAUUGAUGGAGACUUAUUUGCAAGAUGAGUUUGAGAUGCUGAUGGAGGUCGCGUCUAUGUUGCCUGGCAAUCACUCUCCACCUUUUGCGCCAUUUAUAUCUUUGGUCAUCAACAUCAAUGUGAGGACCAAAGCCCAU